ACCGUACGGAGGAACCCGAUGGUCAGUGCACGGUAUGGUGGCGGUAGAGAAUAUAAUCUCCGAGAGAGAGGGCCACCGAGAUUGAGCUGAUUAACCCCAAACCGAACCUCCUCAAACCCUAGAAUUCCUUCAAUCGGUAGCCAUGGCUUCCUCUCGCGACAGCUUCGUCUACCUCGCCAAGCUCGCGGAGCAGGCCGAACGAUACGACGAGAUGGUGGAGUCCAUGAAGAAUGUUGCCAAACUUAACGUGGAAUUGACUGUUGAAGAGAGAAAUUUGCUCUCUGUUGGUUACAAGAAUGUGAUCGGUGCGAGGAGAGCGUCCUGGAGGAUCCUGUCAUCCAUUGAACAAAAGGAGGAGUCAAAAGGAAACGAGAUCAAUGCCAAAAGGAUUAAGGAGUACAGGCAGAAGGUUGAAUCAGAGCUCGCCAACAUCUGUGGCGACAUCAUGAAAGUGCUUGAUGAGCAUCUCAUUCCCUCAGCCACUGCUGGCGAAUCGAAAGUUUUUUACAAUAAGAUGAAAGGAGACUAUUAUCGAUACCUUGCAGAGUUCAAGGCAGGUGAUGAGAAAAAAGAGGCUGCUGACCAGUCAAUGAAAGCGUAUGAGGUAGCUACAACUGCUGCAGAGGCUGAAUUGCCUCCUACACACCCAAUUCGAUUGGGUUUGGCUUUGAACUUUUCAGUCUUCUACUAUGAGAUUAUGAACUCGGCUGAAAGAGCAUGCCAUCUUGCAAAGCAAGCAUUUGAUGAAGCUAUCUCAGAGCUUGACAGCCUGAAUGAGGAGUCCUACAAAGAUAGCACUUUAAUCAUGCAACUUCUGAGGGACAACCUUACCUUGUGGACCUCUGACAUCCCAGAGGAGGGAGAAGACACCCACAAGAUAAAUGGCACAUCGAAAGCUGGUGGGGUGGACGAAAUGGAGCAAUGAAGUAGGUGCCUGGACAUGCUUCAUACAAGUGAAGACACCACCUAUUAGAGACUUAAUCGUCUCCUAUGGAUUUGGUUCAGACUUCUUGGGGUGAUUUAUGAUAUUGUUAUAAUUAUGUAAUAUCUGGAGGUGGUCGUGCUGACUUUCAUUUGCAGAACUCCUCGUUUGGGUCAUGGCAAAUGCAGUGAAGAGGGGGGCCUUGCCCAUUUGGCUGAUUGUGUUUGAUAUUUGUAACAGAACUUCCUGUUCCCAGAUAUAGGAAUCUGUUGUUCGGUCUUGAAGUUUAUUAAGCUUAUAGCUUGACCUAGUCUGUUUACACUUUUCAGCUUCUUGCAUAUAGUUAGUAUAAAAGGCUGAGCAGACCAUGUAGCAAUAAUCUGUUGCCACAAGUGAUGUGCCGUGAUUAGUGCGCACCUCGAAGGUUAAUAGCUUAGCACCGGUACUGCAAUUGAUUGUGGUAAUUUGUGCAAAGUAUCAGGGACAUAUUCCGUGGGACUUUUAAUUCAAAAUAUUCAAGUGCUGGCGAGGCA
Molecule: messenger RNA, 1455 nt
Organism: Punica granatum (pomegranate)
Lineage: Eukaryota; Viridiplantae; Streptophyta; Magnoliopsida; Myrtales; Lythraceae
Source: RefSeq, a predicted model, not a curated record